UCGGGAGCGUUCAACGGAACAUGUAGGACACGUAUCAUUUAAGUGAUCGCGUGUCCCAUAUCCUCUCUCCUUUCAUCGCGAUUGAAGUGCGCGGGAAAUUUGAAUUUAAAUAGCGAAAAACAUUUCAUCAUGGAAGUGGCGGCGGUGCUUUCAAAUGUGACGCUGUUGGAUGACAACAAUUCAACGGAAAAUAUCAGUUUCGUGCUGAACGAAGACGACGGCAAUCCGAUUCUAGCUUUAGUGUUAUUCUCCUUUUGUUUGGCCACCAUCCUGGGCAACGCCUUGGUCAUCGCCGCAGUGGCACGAGAACGUUACCUGCACACGGUGACAAACUAUUUCAUCAUGUCGCUGGCCGUGGCCGAUUGCCUGGUCGGUUCCAUCGUCAUGCCCUUCAGCGCCGCAGUGGAAAUGCAAUCCGACCGACAAUGGCUUUUCGGCCGUGAUCUCUGUGAUGUUUGGCAUUCAUUCGACGUCCUGGCCAGCACCGCAUCUAUCCUCAAUCUUUGCGUCAUCUCCAUGGAUCGCUAUUGGGCAAUCACGGAUCCUUUCACUUAUCCGGGCCGGAUGACUCCCAAACGAGCUGCUUGUUUUAUUGCGCUCGUUUGGGUUUGUUCCAGCCUCAUCAGUUUCCCGGCCAUCGCGUGGUGGAGAGCGGUGGCCGUCAUCGAAGACGGGCCUGCCGUCGUGGAACACUGUGUGUUCACCGACGAUGUGGGAUACCUCGUUUUCUCUUCCACCGUCUCUUUCUACGGUCCGCUUUCCGUCAUGGUGUUCACCUAUUACCGCAUUUACCGGGCAGCUGUUGCCCAGUCGCGAUCGCUCCGACUGGGCAUCAAACAAGUCGCAAUGUCCUCAACAGGCGAAUCGGCAAAAGGCGGAGUGGGAACAGCUGAAACUAUGGAAUUAUUAACUUUGCGGAUCCAUCGAGGUGGACGUGUCGCAUCCGACAACCGAAGGUGCGCGGCAGCUGCCGCUCUUCUAACUUAUCAAGCGGCCGGUCGUCACUCACUGGCCAUGGAUCCAUCGCCUACGUCGGCACGCAAUAACGUUUUAGAAAUACAAGAAUCAUCUCAACAAACUCAUCAAACAAUCGAUCGUCAUCAUUCGCCUUCGGAUGCACCAAUCGCUACGCUGUCCGUUUCUUCGUCGGUCGAUGGCGACGCAUCCGCAAGGUUGCCCAUCGCAAAAAUGAACUUGAGUCGAAAAUUAGCAAAAAUCGCUAAAGAACGCAAAGCAGCCAAAACGUUGGGCAUCGUGAUGGGCGUGUUCAUCGCUUGCUGGUUGCCUUUCUUCGUCACCAAUUUGCUAUCGGCUUUCUGUCAGUCGUGCAUCCACAAUCCGGAACGGGUCGUCACCGUCGUCACUUGGCUCGGAUGGAUCAAUUCCGGAAUGAACCCCGUCAUCUACGCGUGCUGGUCACGGGAUUUCAGAAGGGCAUUUGCAAGAAUUCUGUGCGGAUGCUGUCCUCGUUUGUUCCAUCGCUGGAAGAGGCACAGCGCUAAAUCCGGGAGCAACAAUACGAUAAACCAGCAUCUUGUCGGAUCACACAGCCGAUCUCAUGUUACACCGAGUAACUCGCAGCUCAGUCAGAUGACUGUUAGUCCCAGUUUUACGUCAUUGUGUCAUCAUUCGACCUCUUUCCCCAUGUGAUUACUUCCUCCCUUCAUCCAAUGAUACGGUUCCCCUUCAAUGAUUGAACGUUCCAUGUUAUGUUUUAAAAAAAAAACCCUUUAUGAGUCGAUGUACAGUACAGCACGUAUACCUGUCGAGUAGCAGGAUAAAAAAAAAAAUACAAUGUCUUUUGGGUUUC
Messenger RNA from Daphnia magna, 1810 nucleotides. RefSeq names its product dopamine receptor 2. Gene Ontology annotation, molecular function: G protein-coupled receptor activity. The record is from RefSeq and is a predicted model, not a curated record. Gene Ontology annotation, cellular component: membrane. The transcript is spliced from 6 exons. Gene Ontology annotation, biological process: adenylate cyclase-activating adrenergic receptor signaling pathway. Lineage: Eukaryota; Metazoa; Arthropoda; Branchiopoda; Diplostraca; Daphniidae. The coding region runs from base 130 to 1650 and encodes 506 amino acids.